Fusarium coffeatum is the source of this 4338-nucleotide messenger RNA. RefSeq lists its product as uncharacterized. Gene Ontology annotation, molecular function: hydrolase activity, hydrolyzing O-glycosyl compounds. The record is from RefSeq and is a predicted model, not a curated record. The coding region runs from base 1 to 4338 and encodes 1445 amino acids. Lineage: Eukaryota; Fungi; Ascomycota; Sordariomycetes; Hypocreales; Nectriaceae. The transcript is spliced from 6 exons.
AUGAAGCAAUUCGUGCGCCCCCUUUUGGCACUUGGCUGCCUCAUUGGCAACGUCGCCGCAGCCUGGCCCAACGGUCCCUUCAAAACCUCUGGCCGAUGGAUUGUCAACGCCAAUGGCGAGGAGGUCAACCUAGCUGGUGCCAACUGGCCCGGUCACGGUGAGGUCAUGGUCCCCGAAGGUCUGCAGUACCAGUCCAUCGAGGAUGUUCUCUCGGACAUCAAGGGCAUUGGCAUGAACGCCAUUCGCCUGACCUUUGCCACUGAGAUGAUUGACCAAAUCUAUGCCAACGAUGGCAAGGACAUCGACAUCAAGACUGCCUUCGAGGAGGGUCUUGGAAAGGAGAACGGUACUAUCGUCCUCGAGAAGGUGUUGAAGAACAACCCUUCCUUCACUCCUGAGACCACCCGUCUUGAGGUUUACGACGCCAUUGCUGCUGAGUGUCUUCGUCAAGAGAUUUACAUCAACCUCGACAACCACAUCUCUGAGGGCAAAUGGUGCUGUGGUGGUGAGGACCUUAACACCUGGUGGGGGGAUGUUCAGUUUGACGCUGAGAAGUGGGUUCGCGGUGGUGCUUACAUGGCUGCUCACGCCAAGAAAUGGCCCGCAAAGGUCUCCCAAUCUCUCCGUAACGAGCCUCGGGAGCCCACAAACAACGACAAGCUCAAAGAAGAGUCUUAUCACUGGAGCGACCUGUACAAGUACAUGCGCCAGGGUGCUGAUGCAGUGCACGAGGCUGAUCCUGAGGCCAUCAUCGUUAUCUCCGGCAUGAACUACGACACCUACGUCACCCCUCUCUACAGCGGAGAGAAGAUGGAGCCCCGCGGUGAAGUCUUCAACCGCGAUGACUUCAAGGGCUACGGCAAGGACAAGCUCGUUCUCGAGAUCCACACCUACGAGAACAAGGGAACGAGCUGCCCUUCUCUGCGCUACAACCUCUACAACAAGGGUUUCCAGGCUAUGAACGAGUCUGACCCUAACGUCGCUGAGGUCUUCCCUGUUAUGUUGACUGAGUUUGGUCAAGCCAUGAACGGCCCUGACUACGAGACUGCUAAGACUUAUGUCAGCUGCUUGUCUGAGUAUCUUCCUGAGAUGCAGGCUAGCUGGUUCAUCUGGGUUAUUGUUGGACGAUACUAUACUCGCCAGGGUACUCAGGAGUUUGAUGACUCUUGGGGAAUGAAGAAGCCUGAUUGGUCUGGCUGGAGAAACGAUGAGUACAUUGAGACUUAUCUCAAGCCUCAGAUUGAGGGUACCUUGAGAAACCUCAUUUCACUUAACUUCUUUGGUCGCCCAAGAGUCAGCCGCACUCCCCAGAUCCCCUCACUCCCAGCCCGACUUUCCUACAUCUCAUUUCAUUUCUCGUUCAGAGCCGAAAUUGUCGCCAUGUCCCUCACACUACGCCAGGCUGGUAAUCUUAAGCCGGAAAUUCGCCUCGCUCAAGCCGUCUCAGAGUUUGAGGCGACUCUCACGCCGGAACAAAAAUCCUCAUUUCAAGCGUCGCGCGCCCGGGCUGUCAGCACAGCACCGACUAUGUCAGAUGUCAUUACUGGGUACUCUACGUACCUGGAGAAUUUGUCAUUACUGUUCAUGGCCAUCGGUCGGAAUGCACCACGCUACCAAACCAUGGCAGCUUUAUAUCCCAAAUCAAAGAGCCUACAAGGCUAUCUUUGCGAAUACUUCAUUGUCAUAACCAAAGUUUGUCACCAGUCUGUUAUGUGGACUAGAAAGUCGGCUCUAGCUCGUUUUUCCACUACCAUCAGCGACCCUCAAAUGAAAACUUUCAAGGAUGAGCUCGAUCUCUGGUCUUCAGCCAUCAAGGAGGAGGCCAAUGUUCUAUUGAAUCAAACGGUCGCUGAGGAAGCAAAACAUAAUUCAUUAUUCAGGUCUGUCGCAACUGCACGAUCUAAAGCCUCAGCUCAUCAACAUAAAAUCGAACGACAGAUUCAAUUUCUGGACACUUGUUCACAAUAUGACUAUUGUACGACAUGGAAGCAAACACGCAAGCGCGGAACAACUAAGCUUUUAGCAUGUUGCAACCCCUACCAGCAGUGGAGAGACGAUGAUGAUGACAGUACCUCGAUUCUUUUUCUCGGCAAAUUGGGAGCCGGGAAGUCUGUUCUUUUAGCCAAUAUCGUUGAUGACCUGAAUUUGAGGGAUCUUUCUAUCACUCUCUACUUCUUUGCACGACAUGAUAACGAGGAGAGCAUGAAAGCAAAGACGAUACUCGGUUCUCUUAUACGACAGCUGUUGGAACAUCGGAAGAACGACAGCAAGUUCAGCCAUCUAUUCCCUGAAAGCAUACCUCGAACAGAUUUAGAAGAUAUUCUGGAUCUUUUCAAGCGCGCAGGACCAGAGAAUGAGGACAUAUUCAUCAUCCUAGAUGGGCUGGAUGAGUGUGAGAUAGAGAUUCAGUCAACUGUCCUGGAACAUCUAGCCGAGUUGCAGAGUUUCGGGUACAGACUUUGCCUUUCAGCACGGACCUCUGAGCGACGUCCAAUCUGGGAUACUCAGUUAUUCCAAUUCCACGCCUCCAUACCGGAGCAGAAUCCGGAUAUAAAAGACUUCGUGGUGGCCGAGGUUGACACCAGAGUUAAAGAUGGAAGACUGAUCAUUCGUGAUCCGAAGCUGGUCGAGGAUGUCAAGCAAGAGCUUAUCGCUGGUGCCUGCGGGAUGUUCCUCUGGGUUUCCUUACAGAUCGACUCAAUUUGUGCCGAAGUAUGCGAUCAUGACAUUCGUGAAACCAUCAGAGACCUACCACGAGACCUAACAGAAACUUUCAGGCGCAAUCUCCUCAAAGCCAGCUCCAAGGACCACAAGAGCUAUCAUAUCCGGAUCCUUAAGGUUCUGGCUGGCGCAAAAGAGCUGUUGACGACAGAAGAGCUACGUCAAGCCGCAAGCGUUACCAUUGGACAAACAAUCUGGAACUCAAAUAAAGAAAUCAACAGUAUACAUACUGUUUUGAAGUUCUGUGGGAGUCUGGUAAUGGUCGAUGAAGAAGACGAGACCGUUCGUUUCAUCCAUCAUAGCGCGCGCAGCUUCUGCAUCAAAGGCUCACACGAUGUCACGAAUUGGGCUUUUAGUGAGCUCGAAGCGGAUCAGCAUAUUGCCGAGAUACUCGUGACAUAUCUUAGUUAUAACGUCUUCGACACACAAGUGUCAAGGAACGUCGUGCCUACCAUAGAUGCGAAGGAGAUACCCAGAAGAGUUGCGCUAAGCACUAUCGGCUCUAAAUAUCUUGGAACCAGUAUCGCAGGGAAGGUGCUCAGGUCCACGACACGUCUAAAACGAGAUAUUGGUCCAACUCUCGCAAAGGCUAGUGUGAGUCAUUCAGAGGAAAAGAACGAGUUCCCUCUUCUCAGAUAUGCAAAGAAGCACUGGGUACAGCAUACCGCAAACCUGGAAGACUUUCCCCUGUUACCGCAGUGGUACAUCCUGCUUGAUCAUCCGUCCUUUGGGAUAAACCUUCGACAUGUUCCGGCUCAUAUUGGGCUAGAACUAUACCUUUUCCUGAUUCCGGUUGGGCUACCUGCAUCGAUGGCCGUUUUGAAUAAACUGGAUCCAUCGCUAAUACAGCUCCGACCAUCGAAUAUUAUGGUUUGGGCUUUCUCACAUAGCCAUAUCAUGCUCUUAAAGCAUCAGCUAACGAAGGACGGUGGUGCUGAAAGAAUAAGAAACUACGUCAAAUUGUUUUCUUUCCUUAGGCGGGUUGCUCUGAGAAUACCAUCCAUCCUCCAGUAUGAUCUUGACUACAACUUCGUCAGAUGGCUAAGUCCCAUGCUGCUGAAUCUCGGAGUGGAUCAUCCUGCGAAAGAGUACUGCCUCGGACGCAUCCAGACAUCGGACGAUCGAUAUACGGAACUCGCGAGAACUGCAGUUGAACAGGCUGAUUGGGUGGCUAUCCUUGCACUAGUCAGAGACGACUACACAUAUCAUGACGAUCUCUCGCUAUUAGAGUGGGAUUCCCAUAAUGGACUGACUCACCAUUGUGCUAUGGUACCCCCAAUUCUCAAGGCCGGACUUCUGUCACCAUCUCAACAGGGUAAAGUCUUAUCAGUCAUUUCGAGCAAUGAUCUUUGGCUACUUGAUCUUAUAUCGUGGUUUCUGAAGAUGAAACCGUCAUAUUUCCAAUGGGGCAGGACCUACGAUGCACCACUUUCCUUUUCGAGAGCUUUUGAUGCGCUGAGCGAUGCAGGGGUCGGUGACAAAGAAACAAAUCUGUUGAAAGACGUGUUGACCAUUACACGUAACCGAGCCAUAAAGGCAGGUUACGCUGAUACUACGGAAUUCCCCUUUGGUGUAAAAGUUUCAUACCAGCCGGCAUUCAACGAAGGAUGGGUCUAA